GUGUUCUUACAGUUGAUUUUUCCCCUCUGUCAGUAGUUUAACAGGAUCACAGUAUGCACCAUAAUGCUUUAAAACAGAAAAGCUUCUGGAAAACCCAAACAAAAGGAACGUCACCAGGUGACGUCAGCCUAUAUACAGUUCUGUGUGGUCGCGGCGCAUAAGCAAAUCCAUUCUUGUACCGUUUCCCUGAAAAGCUUUUCAGUAAAUGCACUCAUGCUACUACAGGAGCUUCUCUCAGCAAUAAGCCACCCAUCUGCCAUCAACAAGUUAAGACUAAAAGAACCCACAGCCGUGGAAAAAGACCGUGAGCUUCAAUUAAACCACAGAGCAGUCACAGGAGGAGGAAAAAAAACAACUUACAUUCAGCAUUGAUUCCACAAUUACAGACCUGUCACACGACAUCAAGCCAACGAAUUUAAAAGGAGUAUUUUGAGAGAGCAGUGUGGAUUCAGUCUUACAUUAAUAUCGAAGGACACUAGAAAACAGUAAAUUAUUCAAAGGCUGUCUUACACUGGAGCCUUUUACAGACUCACUGCGUUGAGUUUAAAACUACGACUGAAUGCAACCUCCAAUGUACUCAAAAGAAUGGGCUUACAUUUCAAGUGGCCAUUAGGGGCUCCUAUGCUGGCAGCACUAUAUGCAAUGAGUAUGAUUUUAAAAUUGCUGCCUGCCUUGGGCAUGGCUUGUCCACCAAAAUGUCGCUGUGAGAAGCUGCUCUUUUACUGUGACUCUCAGGUGUUUCACUCAGUGCCAAACACCACUGACAAGGGCUCUCUAGGUUUGUCACUGAGGCACAAUUAUAUUUCUGAACUUGAAAGGGAUCAAUUUGCAAGCUUCAGUCAACUUACUUGGCUUCACUUAGAUCAUAAUCAAAUUGCAACAGUAAGAGAAGAUUCUUUUCAAGGACUAUAUAAACUUAAGGAAUUAAUCCUAAGUUCAAAUAAAAUAUUUUAUUUGCCAAACACAACUUUUAGUCAACUGUUGAACCUGCAAAAUUUGGACCUCUCUUUUAAUCAGUUAUCCUCUCUGCAUCCUGAGUUGUUUUAUGGACUUCGCAAACUGCAAACCUUGCAUUUACGUUCCAACUCCCUGCGGACUAUCCCAGUCCGCCUUUUCUGGGACUGUCGUAGUCUGGAAUUUCUGGAUUUGAGCACAAAUCGCUUACGAAGUUUGGCUCGCAAUGGAUUUGCAGGAUUAAUCAAAUUGAGGGAGCUUCACCUAGAGCACAACCAGCUGACAAAGAUUAAUUUUGCUCAUUUCCUACGGCUAAGCAGUCUGCACACCCUCUUCUUGCAGUGGAACAAAAUUAGCAACUUGACAUGUGGGAUGGAGUGGACCUGGGGUACCCUAGAAAAACUAGAUUUGACUGGAAAUGAAAUCAAAGCCAUUGAUUUGACGGUUUUUGAAACUAUGCCUAAUCUUAAAAUACUCCUAAUGGAUAACAACAAGUUAACCACUCUGGAUUCCAAGAUCUUAAAUUCACUCAUAUCCAUAACUACAGUGGGCCUCUCCAGCAAUCUGUGGGAAUGCAGUCCAAAGAUAUGUGAAUUAGCCACAUGGCUGAGUGGUUUUCAAGGUCGGUGGGAGCACUCCAUACUGUGCCACAGCCCAGACCACACCCAAGGAGAGGAUAUUUUAGAUGCAGUUUAUGGUUUUCAGCUUUGCUGGAAUUUAUCAACUAUUGUUACAUCCAUGGUUACAAGUUACAGAUCUCCAACUACUGAGUAUACAAAAAGAAUAAGCUCAUCGAAUUUCCAUAUGGGAGACAAAGAAAUUCCAACUACUGCAGGCAUAGUUGUUACUACUGAAGAACAUUUCACUGAACCAAACAAUGCCAUCUUCACUCAACGGGUAAUUACAGGAACAAUGGCUUUAUUAUUUUCUUUCUUUUUUAUCAUUUUUAUAGUGUUCAUCUCCAGAAAAUGCUGCCCUCCCACAUUAAGAAGAAUUAGGCAGUGUUCAAUGAUUCAAAAUCACAGGCAACUCCGAUCCCAAACACGGUUACAUAUGUCAAACAUGUCAGACCAAGGACCAUAUAACGAAUACGAAGCCACCCAUGAAGGACCUUUCAUCAUCAUUAAUGGCUAUGGACAGUGCAAGUGUCAGCAGCUGCCAUAUAAAGAAUGUGAAGUAUAAUAUCUACAAGUCAUCAUACAAGUCAUCAAAAAUUAAAGCAGAUAAGUAACCUAUUUUAAAAUUGAUGGGGACCUACAUAUGAUUCUAAUUUUUACAAAUGUUGACAUAAACCCUAAUUUUCAA
Messenger RNA from Gopherus flavomarginatus (Mexican gopher tortoise), 2259 nucleotides. RefSeq names its product leucine rich repeat transmembrane neuronal 2 (gene LRRTM2). Bases 586 to 2136 code for a protein of 516 amino acids. Gene Ontology annotation, molecular function: protein binding. The record is from RefSeq and is a predicted model, not a curated record. The transcript is spliced from 2 exons. Lineage: Eukaryota; Metazoa; Chordata; Testudines; Testudinidae.